This is a messenger RNA of Cornus florida, 1170 nucleotides long. RefSeq lists its product as uncharacterized. Bases 337 to 801 code for a protein of 154 amino acids. The transcript is spliced from 2 exons. Lineage: Eukaryota; Viridiplantae; Streptophyta; Magnoliopsida; Cornales; Cornaceae. The record is from RefSeq and is a predicted model, not a curated record.
AAUUUGUAUAAUAAAGAAAGGAGAGCUGUAUAUUAACUAUCCAAAUCCCAAGGCUCUCUUUUUCAACCUCCGGUCACCUGCCUGUAAAGCGGGGGCCACAUGCUCUCUCUCUCUGUCUCUCUCUCUCUCUCUGAGUCGGGUUCUCUUUUCAGAGGGCUGCAUAGCAGAUUUUAGGAAUUGGGUUGUUUUGAUAAUGGCGCAAAAGCCUUGAAUACCCUCCAUAGCAACACACACACACUCUCUCUAAACUGCCAUUAUUGUCUUACAUGUUCUGUGCUUUGUGGGUAUUCUACAACUGAUAAUGUUAGUGAAUCUCUGUCAAAUUUAGAGGUGAAAAUGGGGGAAAAAGAUGGUUGGGGUUUGCCACCAACUAGUUCUCCCCUGUACACACAGAGAGAUGACAAUUGGAGGCACUUUGAUAACUCAGUGAAUGCAGUUUCUUUUGGUUUUGUUGCCACUGCCAUCCUCAUCUCCAUGUUCCUUGUUAUGGCCAUUUUUGAGAGGUUUCUCAGACCAUCCUCGUCGGUUUCAACCCCGUCCCGUGAUCGCUACCAUGGAGAUAUUGAGUCCCAGAUGGGCUUCAAUGGGAAGCUUGGUCAUCCAUCACCCAGAGUAUCUGCAAAUGCCCGAGAAGUUUCAGUGUUGAUGCCCGGAGAAGAUAUUCCUACCUUCAUUGCCCACCCUGCUCCCAUGCCUUGCCCCCCUGAACACAUCCUGUGUCCUCCCCAUCAACAUAUCUCAUUGCCUGCUUUCACCUCAAACACCAACUCACACACGAACUUAAGCUCAAGCUCAACCUGAAAAAACAGAACAUCAGAAGUGCCUGCAUCAAAUUUACUCCAACAUCAUGGACCCCCACUUGAGGAAAAGACAUGCACUAUCUUUAGAGUUUAGAUAUACAAGUGCCUUGAUUUUUUCAAUUUGAAAGGUAACCCUUUUUUUCCCGGUAUGCACUUGAAUAUUUGUGUAUAGCACUUGGUGAUUGACGAUGGGCAAGCUGGAUCAGCAUUUCCAAAGAGUUAUCAUUGGAAUAGCAGGCAAGGCUUCGGCUUAUUUACACUGCUAUUAUCAUAUUUUUCACUGUUUUCUGAUAUGAUUUCCGAUGGGUUACCCAUCAAAUGGAUCGAUUUUCUUGUAAAUAAAAUAGAGGAGAAGAGUUGAUGUUGGUAA